This is a messenger RNA of Cavia porcellus (domestic guinea pig), 1570 nucleotides long. RefSeq names its product EP300 interacting inhibitor of differentiation 2 (gene Eid2). Lineage: Eukaryota; Metazoa; Chordata; Mammalia; Rodentia; Caviidae. The record is from RefSeq and is a predicted model, not a curated record. The coding region runs from base 169 to 1008 and encodes 279 amino acids. Gene Ontology annotation, molecular function: transcription corepressor activity. Gene Ontology annotation, biological process: negative regulation of DNA-templated transcription. The transcript has a single exon. Gene Ontology annotation, cellular component: nucleoplasm.
GCAUGCGCAGGCUUCGCAGCGGCCUGGACGCUUGCGCAUCGCUUGGGCACACAGCAGUCGCAGGUGCGCGUUGCGUUCGCGUGCAUGCAGUUGUGUGCACACCGUUAGUCGCGCUGUCCCGUUGUUCCAGUUUUUCUGGUAGCGGCCGAACAGACCCUGCGGUCAGAGAUGUCCCAGCAGCCCAUAGAGAUCACUGUCUUACAGACGGUCGCCACGGAUGGCGAAGACGGCUUCCCUCCGGCGGAGGUAGGCGGCGGGAGGCGGGGCCCGGCCCAGAUGCGGCCUGAGGAGGUCCGGGGAGGCCCGGUGGCGGCAGCGGCGGCCCGGAGAGGCCCAGUGGCGAUGGCCAGGGGAGGCCCGUUGGCGGCUGCCAGAGGAGGCCCAGUAGCGACAUCCAGGGGAGGCCCGGCGGCGGCCAGGGGGACCGCGGCGGCAGCGGCCAGGGGCACCUCGGUGGCGGCGGCGGCCAGGGGAGCCCAAGCGGCGGCGCCUAGGGGACCCCCGGCGGCGGCGGCGGCGGCCCGGGAAGCACCGGCAGCGGCGGCGGCCCGCGGGAGACCGGCGGCCCGGGAAGGCCAGAUGGGGGCGGUAUCCAGGGAAGCCCGGAUGGCAGAGGUCGCCCGAUUGUUGGGGGAGCCCCUGGAGGAAGAGGGUCCUGAGAACAGGCCCCGGUCCAGAGCCGGCAACGCCGGGAGCCUGGCUGCGUUGCCGUAUCUCCGCCUCCGUCACCCCCUGAGCGUUUUGGGAAUUAAUUACCAACAGUUCCUCCGCCAAUAUCUGGAAAAUUACCCGAUCGCCCCGGGCAGAAUCCAGGAGCUUGAAGAGCGCCGCAGGCGAUUUGUCGAAGCUUGCAGAGCCAGAGAAGCAGCUUUUGAUGCGGAGUAUAUGCGUAAUCCUCAGCGGGUGGAUUUUGACAUUUUAACAUUUACCAUAGCUCUGACUGCAUCUGAAGUUAUCAAUCCUCUGAUAGAAGAACUUGGUUGUGAUAGGUUUAUCAACAGAGAAUAAAAAAAGUGACGCAGCAACACCAAAACCGCCUCUGCAUUCGUGUCAAAGCAUUCCUGCAACUUGAUUUUGAACAGUCCAGGUGUAUUGGGAAUGAGACAGUACACAUUUGGAGAACAAGGAAGAAUUACCAUGAAAAAGCACCAGAAAAUAUUUAAAAUGUGGAAAGCCUUUGUCAGGUUCCUGGAAUGUUCUUAGACCCUGUGAUGGAUCCAGGUUCUUUCCUCUGCAUUACAGAAAAUGUCUCUUCAACCUGACUUCGUUAAAAAGUAAAGGAGGGCUUUAUGAAACUGAGACUUGAUGAAGAAAACGCGUCAGUAUUAAAGCCCAUGAUAAAGAAAGACAUCAGAUAGUGAUUAUAAGAAUAAGAGUUACAGCUGUUUUUAGCUCUGAAAGACCGUGGGAAGAAUUUGAUGUUGUCGAAAUAUGCCCUUUCUUUUUGUCUCAUAUACAUCAAAAGUUUUUAGUGUCAGGCUAACUUUCUGUUUCCUGCGGCAUGUCAAAUGGCAAGCAAAGUAAAUGUUGUAUAUAUUCCAUGAUAAAGUGUGUCUUCAAAAAUAUCAAA